AUGUUACUUCGAUACUGCAUUGCAUUGCUGCUAGGCUCAUUAGCCUACGCCUGCGUUCCCCGGGACAUUGACAACACCAACGGUCCGUUUACUAUUGGCAAUGACGGCCCAGCACCUGCAGCGACUCUUGGCUUUGCCAUCAACCAUAUUGGUCUUGUAACAAAGAACCUCACUGGGAUGAAACAUUUCUACGGAGACAUUAUGGGGAUGCGACUUCUCUUCGAUGCCCACGUGACGCCCGAGUUCACCGUGACCUAUAUGGGGUUCGCUCAAGGCGGACGAAACGGCACUGGAUACCAGACCGGAGCAGAACUUCUACGCGACAAGAACAACCUGGCCGGCCUCAUUGAGCUCGUACAAUUCAACGUGUCGGAUGAUAAUCCACAGGCGUCGACCCAACGCACCAACACCUUUGGUCAUGUCGGACUCAUUGUGCCAGACAUUAAAAAGGCGGAAAAAUAUUUCGAAGAGAAGGGGGCUACGAUCAUUAAGAAAACGGGGGUUCCUAUUACGGCGCAUACGGGCCGGAUGCAGAACGCAUUUGGGAUUGGUGAGUUUGCGGGUGAGCAUUUUGCGGCUAAGGAGGCUCUUGUCAAGGCGCAGAGUAUUAUUGGGUUUGAGACAUUUUUGGUUCUGGAAGACCCUGAUGGGAACUUGGUGGAGAUUCAGCAGCAAGACGCUUAA
Penicillium waksmanii is the source of this 684-nucleotide messenger RNA. RefSeq names its product VOC family protein. The transcript has a single exon. The record is from RefSeq and is a predicted model, not a curated record. NCBI's taxonomy places the organism in Eukaryota, Fungi, Ascomycota, Eurotiomycetes, Eurotiales, Aspergillaceae. Bases 1 to 684 code for a protein of 227 amino acids.